This is a messenger RNA of Raphanus sativus (radish), 1303 nucleotides long. RefSeq names its product O-methyltransferase 1, chloroplastic. Gene Ontology annotation, biological process: methylation. The record is from RefSeq and is a predicted model, not a curated record. Gene Ontology annotation, molecular function: methyltransferase activity. Lineage: Eukaryota; Viridiplantae; Streptophyta; Magnoliopsida; Brassicales; Brassicaceae. The transcript is spliced from 7 exons. Bases 134 to 1063 code for a protein of 309 amino acids.
AAAAGAAGAGGUAAGAAGAUAUUAAUUACGAACAGUCAAACUAUAAAAAAAUAUGAUCUACUUGAAAACUUCUGGUUGCAUCAGAGGUGUUAUCAUCUUCUUCACCAUCCCAAAGCGAUAAUCAUCAUCACUGAUGCAAAGUCUAUGUUUUCCGCCUCUGCACUUCCCGGCCACCGCACUCCGUCGCCGUAUAAUUCCAACGUCCGUUGCUCGUUCAGCAAAAGCAGAGCUCAGAGAAGAUAACGACCCUUUAAUCCAAUCAGCUAUCAAUUCAGCAUCUCUUCGCCUACGAGAAACCAAUCGAACAGAGCCUCUAUUCAUAGACCCUUAUGCCGCUUGCUUCUUACCUAAUCAUACAAACAAGGAACCGAACAUCCAUGAACUACAACAUUACUGUCUUGCAACGAAGUUCAUCGAUGACAAGUUGUUACAAACAGCUAAACGCAUUGAUGGACUAAAGCAGGUUGUCUUGUUCACUGAUGGAAUGGAUACUCGUCCUUAUAGGCUUAAUUGGCCAGCUUCCACUAUGAUCUUUGAUGUAUCUCCACAAAAGGUUUUUGAUAUAGCAUCUGACAAGCUUCAAGGUGUGGGAGCUAGGCUUCCUAAAGGUUGCAUGUUCUUUCACAUUCCUGUGGAGUCAGGAGACAUAGAGCAAUGUUUACGGUCCAAAGGGUUUAGCGGGAACCGGCCAAGUAUAUGGGCAAUGCAGGGCUUACCUCUUGAGUCACAAUCGAGUUUUGAAGCGAUUCUAUCAGCAGUUAGUAGCUUAGCCAUUAAUGAAAGCUAUCUCAUAGGAGAAUUGCCUACAGAUAUCACACACCAGUCGGAUUUGAAGAAGUGGAUGGAGAAACUGUUCAUGAGCAGCGGUUUACAGGUGAAGAUAGUUAGCUAUGAAGAGAUUGCUGCGAGUUUAGGCGUUGUAUUACAUUCACAAGUGAACCAUGACAAGAUUCUGUUUAUAGCACAACAGCUCAGGUUUUCAGAUGAUCAGAUGGAAAAAUGGAGACAAGAGUUUGAGAGAGUGGAAGAAGAUGGAGAUGAACAAGGAUUUGAAGAGCUCUGAAACAAACAAUAAUGUCUACAUUGUCCGCAGUUCUUGAAGAAACUUCACAGCAUUGUAAUUUCUACUCAUCUGUUCAUAGAAUCAACACCAUUGACAACUCUUUCAGUCUGUCUACAGCAUGUGUCAUCAAACCCAUCAAGUUUACAAUUCAAUUCAAGAAAGACAAAGGAAACUGUUUCAUCUUUUGAGAAUUGCUCAUAUACAAGGAAAAUUUUCUUUUGGUGCAAGCUUUGUCUAUCA